AUGGAGGAUGAGAUUGAGCUAAAAACUGCCCCUGCUGAUUUCCGGUUCCCUACAACGAACCAGACUAGGCACUGCUUCACCCGUUACAUUGAGUUCCACAGGUGCACAACUGCAAAGGAUGAGGACUCCAAUGAAUGCGAGAGGUUCGCCAAGUACUACCGUGCUCUCUGCCCUGGAGAAUGGGUUGACAAGUGGAAUGAGCAGAGGGAGACCGGAACUUUCCCUGGUCCUCUCUGAUUCAAGCAACAAGUUUCUCUUUAUCAUUUUAUGCUUAAGGCCAGAAGAAGGUCGUGUGGAUUGAUCAUUGAAAGCUAACUCUAUUUUCUGUUUUAAACGUUUUCUCUCUGAUUAUCAAGAUAAAUAAAUUGAAAAUACAUUCUUUUGGAUUAAUAAAUACUUUAAUUUGGACCUUGAUGCACCAAUUUCAAUUCGC
This is a messenger RNA of Eruca vesicaria subsp. sativa (arugula), 433 nucleotides long. NCBI's taxonomy places the organism in Eukaryota, Viridiplantae, Streptophyta, Magnoliopsida, Brassicales, Brassicaceae. The record is from the annotation of a GenBank genome assembly.